AGAGGCGUCUGAUGUGUGCUGAGUGAUGGGGGCCAUGAGUCCUGUGUGGGUCCUGUCCUGCAGGAGCUUGAAAGCCACGACCGUCAGAGGGAUCCUUGGGCACCUGGACAUUUGAGAACUACUGCUCCACUGCUGACCAGAAGACACAGCCAACCCCAGCAGGGGUGAAGAGCUGCGUGAGAGAUUCCAGCUCUGGUCUUCCUGCUCUGCUUUGCGCAUCCUGAGUUCCAUCUCUGGAAUUUUCCCCAGGCUGGUGUUGAUACAACAAGAGCUGCCUCAGGGCUCUGCCGGCUCCAGAGAAGAAGACUGCAGCUGGGAAAGGGCUCAGUGCUCGGGGCUCCGCACUGCAGGGAGGACGCCUGCGGAAUCCCUAGCCAGGCUGGUCCCACCCAGGCUGCCACUUGGGUGCAGCGACUACAGCCAAAGGGUCAGGAGAAGGAAGUCACUGGAGAACCGCAGCCCCAGUCCUGGACCUGCUCGAAAGAAGCUGGGACCAAAGCUGGGUCAAGAUGGCAUCUGUGUUUCGAAGUGAGGAGAUGUGUUUGUCACAGCUAUUUCUCCAGGUGGAGGCUGCAUACUGCUGUGUCUCUGAGCUUGGAGAGCUUGGACUGGUUCAAUUCAAAGAUUUAAAUGUGAAUGUGAACAGCUUCCAAAGGAAAUUUGUGAAUGAAGUCAGAAGAUGUGAGUCAAUGGAGAGGAUUCUCCGUUUUCUGGAAGAUGAGAUAAAAAAUGAGCUUGAGGUUCAAUUGCCAGACAAGUCCCCAUCGACCCCACUCCCACGGGAAAUGAUUACCCUGGAGACUGUUCUAGAAAAACUGGAAGGAGAGUUACAGGAAGCCAACCAGAACCAGCAGGCAUUGAAGAAAAGCUUCCUAGAACUGACUGAACUCAAAUAUCUCCUGAAGAAAACCCAGGACUUCUUUGAGACGGAAACCAACUUACCCGACGAUUUCUUUACUGAAGACACUUCUGGGCUCCUGGAAUUAAGAGCUAUGCCUGCGUACAUGACUGGAAAGCUGGGGUUCACGGCUGGCGUGAUCAACAGGGAGAGGAUGCCUUCCUUUGAGAGGCUGCUGUGGCGAGUUUGCCGAGGAAACAUCUACUUGAAGUUCGGUGAGAUGGACACAGCUCUGGAGGACCCCGUCACAGUGGCGGAAGAGUACGUGCGAAAUGCUUUAACCACGUAUGUCUCUUCUGAAUGUAUUGAACACAGGUUUCGAGCCACCAUAUACCCCUGCCCAGAGCCUGCAGUGGAGCGAAGAGAGAUGCUGGAUGGUGUCAACAUGAGGCUGGAAGAUUUAGCCACUGUCAUAACCCAGACAGAGUCUCACCGCCAGAGCCUCCUGCAGGAAGCCGCUGCCAGCUGGCACUCCUGGGUCGUCAAAGUGCAGAAGAUGAAGGCCAUUUACCACACCCUAAACCUGUGCAACAUUGAUGUCACCCAGCAGUGCAUCAUCGCCGAGAUCUGGUUCCCGGUGGCAGACGCCGGGCGCAUCAAGAGGGCCUUAGAGCAAGGCAUGGUGAGUGGCAGCUUCAACAUCUUCGGCUCUUCUUGGAGUGUCCAGCCCAUGUUCAGAAAUGGCACAUGGAAUAUGAAAGUGAUAGAAACAAACCCACUUCUACAGCUGGACCCAGCCAUCCCAGGAGUGUACUCUGGAAAUCCAUACCCAUUUGGGAUUGAUCCGAUUUGGAACUUGGCUUCAAACAAACUAACGUUCUUGAACUCCUAUAAGAUGAAGAUGUCCGUUAUCCUGGGAAUCGUCCAGAUGACUUUCGGUGUCAUCCUCAGCCUUUUCAACCACAUCUAUUUUCAUUUUAAGCCCUGCAAUGUCCUUCUGCAAUUUAUUCCUGAGAUGAUUUUUAUGCUGUGCCUGUUUGGAUACCUGGUUUUCAUGAUCAUUUUCAAAUGGUGCCACUAUGAUGUCCAUGUGUCCCGGAAAGCCCCAAGUAUCCUCAUCCACUUCAUCAAUAUGUUUAUGUUUAACUAUCGCGACUCUUCAAACGUGCCCCUGUACCAACAUCAGCAAGAAGUCCAAACUUUCUUUGUUAUUAUGGCUUUGAUUUCUGUGCCAUGGAUGCUUCUGAUUAAGCCGUUAAUUCUUAGAGCCAAUUAUCGGAAAGCCCAGCUGCAGGGAUCCAUGAUCCAAGGACACGCCACUGAGGACAUGGAAGGUGACAGCUCCAACGCUUCCUUGCGUGGUGACCAGGGGGCUUCUGCAGGUGCCCAUGGGGCCCAGGAUGACCACGAAGAGGAGUUCAAUUUUGGAGACAUAUUUGUGCAUCAGGCCAUCCACACGAUUGAGUACUGCCUGGGCUGCAUUUCCAACACAGCCUCUUACCUCCGGCUCUGGGCCCUCAGCCUGGCCCAUGCAGAACUGUCUGAAGUCCUCUGGACCAUGGUGAUGAACAUUGGCCUCCGCCUGCGGGGCUGGGGCGGCCUUGUCGGGGUCUUUAUCAUUUUUGCUGUAUUUGCUGUCCUGACAGUCGCCAUCCUGCUGGUCAUGGAGGGACUCUCUGCUUUCCUGCACGCCCUGCGACUACACUGGGUGGAGUUCCAAAACAAGUUCUACGUUGGGGCUGGUUACAAGUUUUCUCCAUUCUCCUUUAAAAACAUCCUGGAGGGGACAGCCGAGGAGUAGCUGCAGGUCUGACGGCUGCCGCCAUCUUCUGCACCCGUCUCGGGUUUAACAUCAGCCUGUGCGAGACGGUCAUUGGAAUGCUUGACCUCCACUAACCGGAGGCUGGAAAAUAUGGAUUAUUGAUUGAGAAGCCUUGGAAUUUGAUAUAAUUUCACCAUGUCAUAGAACAACUACAUUGGCAAGUCAUUUCAGUCUCAUGCGGGGUCUUAAUUGUCAAAAUACGAAAAUGAUGGAGAAAUGUGAGGGGGCACUAAACUCAUGUUUUCUUCCAAGAUUUUGAGUACUAUAUUUAAGAGAAUAAACUUCUAGGCGAUGCAUGUUUCCUUUCAGAUGUCUUUAUUCAACAUUAUUCCACAAAAUUUAGUGUUGAUAAUUACAGGGCAAAGUGAAACAAUAUAGUUACGCAAACUAACCCAGGAGGAUUAUGCUUAUUGUAUUCCUUCAUUUCCUGCUUCCUCAAACACCUUUUUUUCCUUGUCUGGGGCUAAGCUCUCCAAGAUUAGGAACUUUCUCAUGAGUUUUCACUCCAGGUGAGGAAGGACAGAUAAUGUUCUGUGUUGGAUAAAGGGCUUACCCCGUGUGGCUCCCUACUUUGUUAAAUCCUGUGGAAUGAAGUGUGACAACAUAUCAUCAAUGACUUUGUUUAUUCUCAAACCACAUUAUGCUGGAGUAACUGGAGAAAUUGAUUUGUGGGCAUGGCAAGUUCUAGAAAAUGACGUGCCAGAUAGUGUGCGCCUUUCUUAGGGCACGUGGCUUGGUAAAUUCCUACGAGCCAGGUGUAGAAUAAGACUGUUCCAAAUGGACACACAGACCAAUGGAACAGAAGGGAGAGCCCAGAAAUAAACCCACACAUAUGUGGGAAACUAAUUUUUGACAAGGAGCCAAAAACAUACAAUAGAGAAAAGGAAGUUUCUUCAAUAAAUGGUGUUGGGGAAACUGGAAAUCCACAUCCGAAAGAAUGAACUAGACUGCUGUCUGACACCAUACACAAAAUUAAAAUGGAUUAAAGCCUUGAAUCUAAGGCUGAAACAAUAAAAUA
Molecule: messenger RNA, 3678 nt
Organism: Hipposideros armiger (great roundleaf bat)
Lineage: Eukaryota; Metazoa; Chordata; Mammalia; Chiroptera; Hipposideridae
Product: V-type proton ATPase 116 kDa subunit a-like
Exons: 22
Coding region: 510-2639 (709 amino acids)
Biological process (GO): vacuolar acidification; proton transmembrane transport
Cellular component (GO): vacuolar proton-transporting V-type ATPase complex; vacuolar proton-transporting V-type ATPase, V0 domain; plasma membrane
Molecular function (GO): proton-transporting ATPase activity, rotational mechanism; ATPase binding
Source: RefSeq, a predicted model, not a curated record